ACAUUUCACAAUCACAAUGCACUCCCACGUGUGCUCCAUCUCUCACCGUCCAUUUCUUCCCAUCUUUCCAUCCAACGGUCUCACUCAUCCCUUUGGCCACCACCCUCGUCUUCUCCCUUCUCACAACCUCACUGCUCCUCUAUUAAACCGCCUCCACCUCCGCUGCUCUCUCCUUCCUCUCUCCUCCCUUUUCGUCGCCUGCUCCUCCUUCUCCUCCUCUUCUUCUCCAUCAUCUGAAGCCAAGAAUGGAGGACCUCAUCGUCGAUCUCCAUGAGAUCGAGGCCGUGAAGCUUGGUAACUUCAAGCUCAAAUCCGGCAUCUCCUCUCCUAUCUACAUCGACCUCCGUCUCAUCAUCUCCUAUCCUUCCAUCCUCUCUCGCAUUGCAUCUCUUCUUCACGCUUCUCUCCCUUCUUCGACCCAACCCUUCGACCUUAUCUGCGGAGUUCCUUACACCGCCCUUCCGAUUGCCACCGCCAUCUCGAUCUCCAAUUCUAUUCCUAUGCUCAUGCGCCGCAAGGAGGUCAAGUCUCAUGGCACUGCGAAAUCGAUUGAGGGGUCUUUUCGAUCCGGCCAGUGUUGCCUUAUUGUUGAGGAUCUCGUCACUAGUGGCGCUUCUGUGCUUGAGACUGCCGCCCCACUUCGUGAUGAGGGGCUUGUGGUCUCUGAUGCUGUUGUUGUUAUUGAUCGCGAGCAGGGUGGCCGGGAGAACCUUGCGGCUCAGGGUAUUACGUUGCAUUCGCUUUUCACUCUGUCGUAUAUGAUUGCUGUGCUUGUGAGCAAGGGGAGGGUUUCGGAUGCUGUUGCGAAGAAUGUAAGGGAUUUCUUGGACGGAAACCGACGGGUUGCGGUUCCCGUGGCACCAUCUGUGGAGAAUAAGGUUGUAGCCAGGGUUUCAUUCGGGGCUAGGGCGGGCAUGGCGAAGAACCCCACUGGGAGGCGAUUGUUUGAAGUGAUGGAGGAGAAGCAGAGCAAUCUCUGCCUUGCAGCUGAUGUUGGCACUGCUGAGGAACUGCUUGCAAUCGCAGAUGAGGUUGGACCAGAAAUCUGUUUACUGAAAACCCAUGUGGACAUCUUGCCAGAUUUCACUCCAGAAUUUGGUUCUCGUCUGCGUGCGGUUGCAGAAAAGCACAACUUUUUAAUCUUUGAGGACCGAAAGUUUGCUGACAUUGGCAAUACUGUAACAAUGCAGUAUGAAGGAGGUAUCUUUCGCAUUUUGGAAUGGGCAGAUAUCGUUAAUGCACACAUAAUUUCAGGACCGGGAAUUGUUGAUGGUCUUAAGUUGAAGGGUUUGCCUCGUGGGAGGGGACUGUUAUUGCUUGCUGAAAUGAGUUCAUCUGGUAACCUUGCGAAGGGUGAUUACACGUUAGCUGCAGUGAAAAUUGCUGAGCAACAUUCAGAUUUUGUUAUUGGAUUUAUAUCUGUCAACCCAGCAUCAUGGCAAUGUGGACCUAUAGAUCCUUCUUUUAUUCAUGCAACACCAGGAGUUCAAAUGGUUUCUGGAGGAGAUUCAUUGGGCCAGCAAUACAAUACUCCUUAUUCUGUUAUUCACGACAGAGGUAGUGAUAUGAUUAUAGUUGGUCGUGGAAUCAUAAAAGCAAGCAAUCCUGCAGCAGCCGCCAGAGAGUAUCGCAUUCAAGGCUGGGAUGCUUAUAGGGCUAGUUGUAAAUGAACUUACUGCCCAUUUUACGUGCAGAUUAUAUGUUUAACUGAUGGUGUCAAAGGAUCAUUGAAAUGUUCCUUAUACCAUUAUGGUAUUGUUAAUGAUCUGCAUUGUACGGUAUUCUGAUCCAAAGGCAACAGCAUAAACAUGAGUUCCUUGUUUUGGCGUAAUUCUAAUUCUUGGUUGUGGCCUCAUGUAAUUUGGAAUUUUUAAAAAUGAUAUAGCUCUGGUUUCUUGUUAGAGUAAUAAAGAGCACAUUUACAUUCUUAAUCA
This is a messenger RNA of Dioscorea cayenensis subsp. rotundata (Guinea yam), 1934 nucleotides long. RefSeq names its product uridine 5'-monophosphate synthase. Gene Ontology annotation, molecular function: orotidine-5'-phosphate decarboxylase activity; orotate phosphoribosyltransferase activity. Lineage: Eukaryota; Viridiplantae; Streptophyta; Magnoliopsida; Dioscoreales; Dioscoreaceae. The record is from RefSeq and is a predicted model, not a curated record. Gene Ontology annotation, biological process: 'de novo' pyrimidine nucleobase biosynthetic process; 'de novo' UMP biosynthetic process. Bases 246 to 1670 code for a protein of 474 amino acids. The transcript has 6 exons.